Ixodes scapularis (black-legged tick) is the source of this 2589-nucleotide messenger RNA. RefSeq lists its product as uncharacterized. The transcript is spliced from 2 exons. The record is from RefSeq and is a predicted model, not a curated record. Bases 223 to 1761 code for a protein of 512 amino acids. NCBI's taxonomy places the organism in Eukaryota, Metazoa, Arthropoda, Arachnida, Ixodida, Ixodidae.
GCGGCCCUUUCUGCGAUCCCGCCAGGAAAUCUGCUGCAUCGUCAUCUCCUGGCUUGGGACACGUCAUCUGUUGUCAUCGAGAGUGUCACGGCAUUUCCUCGAGCGUUUUCGCCACCAACUUGGAUCCACCAGGAGGCGUUCAACAUCAGCAUCUGGCAACACUCAAGCACUGUAACAUCACAUGGUUCCUACCCCGACGGGUGGCUACAUAAGCCGACCGGGAUGGAUGGCCAGUUGGGGCACGGCGUCGCCAGACAAACAGCGAUGCAAAACCUCUCCCUUCUUCAGGUGUUGGUGACUGCGGCCCUUUCUGCGAUCCCGCCAGGAAAUCUGCUGCAUCGUCAUCUCCUGGCUUGGGACACGUCAUCUGUUGUCAUCGAGAGUGUCACGGCAUUUCCUCGAGCGUUUUCGCCACCAACUUGGAUCCACCAGGAGGCGUUCAACAUCAGCAUCUGGCAACACUCAAGCACUGUAACAUCACAUGGUUCCUACCCCGACGGGUGGCUACAUAAGCCGACCGGGAUGGAUGGCCAGUUGGGGCACGGCGUCGCCAGACAAACAGCGAUGCAAAACCUCUCCCUUCUUCAGGUGUUGGUGACUGCGGCCCUUUCUGCGAUCCCGCCAGGAAAUCUGCUGCAUCGUCAUCUCCUGGCUUGGGACACGUCAUCUGUUGUCAUCGAGAGUGUCACGGCAUUUCCUCGAGCGUUUUCGCCACCAACUUGGAUCCACCAGGAGGCGUUCAACAUCAGCAUCUGGCAACACUCAAGCACUGUAACAUCACAUGGUUCCUACCCCGACGGGUGGCUACAUAAGCCGACCGGGAUGGAUGGCCAGUUGGGGCACGGCGUCGCCAGACAAACAGCGAUGCAAAACCUCUCCCUUCUUCAGGUUGGUUACCUUCCGAAUGCAGUUUGUUCUCGAAGUAGAAAUCCGAAUUUUAUUGCGAUGUCGUGCCCCAACGACCUUUUCUGGCGAAAGUGGCUGUGUUUUUACUGUUUGCAGUACUCGUACAUUUUUUAUGUUUCUCGGCUCCUUUUGUUAAUGUCCGGAGACGUGGAGGCAAACCCAGGACCACUAACCGAUAGUGAGCAAAUCACAAGUAUUCUUGCAGCUGUCCAGAGAAUCGAGGCUGCUCAGACAAAUUUGCUGGCAACAGUCUCGUCAUUGGAGAGCGGACAAAAGGCUACCGAGAUAUCUGUCCAACAAUUGUUUUCAAGGAUGAGUGCUGUUGAAACGAGGUUGGCUGAUAGGAACUCUGCAUCUCUAACCCCCCAUGAUGAAAAUCUUCCUGUUGACCUAGCGAAUAUUCAGAAGCAGUGCGAUGACAACGAAAAUAGGCUUCGGAGGUCAAAUCUGUUGUUCUUUGGCUGCCCAGAUAACAGCACCGAAACAUGGGGGCAGUCGGAACAAAAAAUUAUCGAGUUUUGUUCGAGCAAGCUGGGAAUCCAGCUGGAUCCCGCAAAUUUAGAAAGAUCGCACCGCCUAGGGAAAUUCGAGCCCCAGAAAGCUAGGCCAAUAAUAGUCAAGUUUGCCCGAUUUAAAGACAAAGAGAGCAUCCUGGCCUGUGGGUUCAAACUGAAAGGCACCCAUUACGCUGUACGCGAAGAUUUUUCUGCGUCUGUGCGAGUUGCCCGUGCCAAACUUUUUGAGUAUGGUAGGAGUAUGAACGUGCCGUUUAAAGUGCGUUUUAACAAACUGCAUGCGGACAACAAGCGUUUUAUUUUUAACUCGGAAUCUCAAACAGUUGUUGAAUUUUCAUAGCUACAUGCUUCUGGCAAAAACAAAGCGUUACCGCCAUCCCCUUAUGCCGCCUUGCGCGAUAAAAACAAAAGCCUUUCUGUUCUUUUCACUAAUAUUCGCAGCUUCAUGCCAAAACGCGACGAGUUUCACAGUGUAUUGGAGGACAGCUCAUCAGAUUUAGUCAUUUUGACAGAAACUUGGUUAAACCCUGAAAUCGAAGAUAAGGAGCUUUUUCCGCGAAACUUAGAUUACAAAGUCUUCCGCCACGACCGGCAUGGCCAGAGGGGCGGCGGUGUGCUUAUCGCAAUAAAGAGUUUUAUAUCUUCUUUUGAUAUCUGUUUAGCGAACCAUGACUUGGAAUUUACUUGCAUAUGUGUUUGUACGCCAUCAAAUAAGGUCAUUGUGGGCGUAUGUUAUAGGCCACCAAAUUGUGCUUCAUCAUUUCAUACUGAUCUAUGCUCUGUCUUACUUGAUAUACGAGAUCGAUUUCCAAAGGCUGAUAUGUUGUUAUUUGGUGAUUUUAAUUUUCCACAAAUCGAUUGGUCAAACCUUUCAUCCGUAGGUUCGGCCACAUCCGCACACUUUCUAGACAUGUGUCUUACUCUGAACCUUACACAGCUUGUUGAUAAACCAACUCGUUUGGGAAAUAUUCUCGAUUUAAUACUAACUACGUCACCGGAUCUUGUCAAGUGUAUCCAGUACUGUGACGGGCUCAGUGAUCACAGGCUGCUGCAUGUUGAUUUAUCACUCCCCACUCUCACCAAGCAUCCCAUUUCCAAAACUAUUCACGAUUAUAACAAAGCUGAUUAUAUCUCGAUAAACCGCGAGUUGGCAAUCUUCUUUGACAAU